GGAAGUGACAGCAGUAGAUGCGAAGCAAAACAGAAACAACCGUAGCCAUCGAGAGUCGCGAGGGCAAGAAAAGCGAGCGUACAUACUCUCCCAGCAGAUAUUGUUUAUUUUUAGACGUAUGUAAACUGUUCAGCUUGUUUCAAUUAUGUCUGCUUUGACAAUGGAGAGAAAAACACUGACCACUUCGGUGUUUUUCGCCGCCGUCGUGCUGUUUGUUAGCUGUGUUCGCCAGGGUGAAUGCCAAACAUCUCCGCCACCACCAACGCCCUGCUCUACCUACAAAAACUGUGACACUUGUGUUCCACAUGCCAAGUGUCUGUGGUGCUUCACCACCAACAACUGCACUGAAUACCCAGUGAGCUGGUUGCUGCCUCCAGCGUCAGUCUGCAAGUUGUCCCAGGCCCGUUGGGGAGUGUGUUGGUUGAACUUUGAAGCCCUGAUCAUUACAAUGGCCGUGCUGGGUGGGACCAUCCUCGUCAGCAUUACUGUGUGCUGCUGCUGCUGCUGUUGCUGCAAGAAGCGUCGAUCAAGGCCAGACAGAGAUGAGGAGAGAUUUGCCAGGAGGAGAGAGGAGAUCAAACAGCGUGCUGAAGAGCGGAAGGUGGAGAGAAUGGCAAGGCAUGAUGAGAUCCGCAGGAAGUAUGGUCUGCUCGGUGACUCGGACCACCCAUACAGCAAGUUUGAGAACGAGUAAAGCAGCUGUACUGCAGAGAUCCCCACAUGUUCAGCUGGUCUUCUGUCUUUAGUUUAAGCUUGGAGUGAUGCCCUCUUUUCACCACAACAAAAGUGACAAAUUCUGCACAGUGCGGUUGUCAAGAUCACCUGAAGAAAAUCUGAAUUUGUUUUGCCUUCUGAUUUUUUUUUUUUUUAGGAUGCUGUAUUGUGUGUUGGACGAAUGCUGGUUUUUAAACUUUCUGCAAACGUUCUUUGUGUUUUGAAAUUUCAUUAUACAAGUUAUCUCUUUUUAAAUAUUGUAGUUUCAUAUCAGUCUUUGCACUUUGUAAAUACAGUAUUGAUUUAUGAAAUACAAAAUAAUGAUGGUAAUGCAUAUGUGCUCUGGUGCGAAUAAAAAUCCUCUCUUCUAAUUAAA
This is a messenger RNA of Thunnus maccoyii (southern bluefin tuna), 1090 nucleotides long. Its product is annotated as pituitary tumor-transforming gene 1 protein-interacting protein. Gene Ontology annotation, biological process: protein import into nucleus. Bases 146 to 694 code for a protein of 182 amino acids. Gene Ontology annotation, cellular component: nucleus; cytoplasm. The transcript has 7 exons. The record is from RefSeq and is a predicted model, not a curated record. NCBI's taxonomy places the organism in Eukaryota, Metazoa, Chordata, Actinopteri, Scombriformes, Scombridae.